AUGGCCUGCCCCCCGUCACCCGUUCUGGGAACCACGGGGCCCUCACGGGCCCCUGCAAAAGCUGCUGAAGAAGAAGGACUGCGCAGUGAGCGUCGUGUCUACACGGAGGCUCAGAAGGAGCGAGCCGCUGCUGAUCAGAAGUUCGCAAUGGAUUCUGGCGCCGUUGCUUUGUCUGGCGACUCUUAUGACGGAUUCAUGGCUGCGCACUCCCUCGUGCUCGUCAUGUACUAUGCCCCGUGGUGUUACUGGUCCCGCGCUGCUUUCGCAGAGCUGGACGCCGCAGCGAAGCUCCUGUCUCACCAUGAGCCUCCGGUGAUUGCUGCGAAGAUCGAUUGCACGGAGCAUGAAGAUACGUGCAACAACGAGUUUAUCCAGGCCUAUCCGACGAUUAGGCUCUACAUAGACGGGGUGGCACAGCUCUACGAGGGCCGCCGUGAGAGGACGAACCUUGUUCAUUGGGUAGACCUUAGGGUGGAUCGAGACAAGCAGCUCGUGUCGACUGCUCAUCUAGAUGAGCUCAUUAACAGCAGCAGACGCGGCGAGGGGGAGGACGGCCACGUUGUAGUGGUGGCUGCCUUUCCUCCGGAUUACAACAAGGGGGGCUUCCAGUCGGUGGCACGAGCGUUUGGCGAAGAAGUAUUCUUUGGAGACACCGCCAAUCCAGACGUCAUCAAGCAUCUGAUCGAUGCGCACGUGCUGCCUGGACUGCCUGCAGCUGAGCGCCGCGGGAAGGCAGCGUUGAAAGAACUCGUUCCUCCGUUUGUUGUAGUCUUCGUGCCUCACAAGGAUGAGACAGCGGCCCACAUCUACAGGGGUUCUGUGGGAGAAGUCAACGAGCUCCGUUUGUUUGUACGGCAGUGGCUAUUCCCAGUUGUCUCCCUCUUCGACAUGGAAACGAUUGGAAACACCUUCUUCAAGGAUCUAAGGCCGAAGCUCCUGCUCCUGCUGGACAGCCAGGAGCACGGGGUUCUGCUCAAGCAGGCAACGGCCUCCAGACCUAAGGACCCCCUUCUUGCUGCCUUUCGCGCUCAGGCAGAGGCUCAUAGAGCAAACGUUGUCGCUGCCGUAUCCGGGAACACAACGCGCUUCGAGAAGCAACUUCUUAGCCUCCUAGGAAUCGAGGAGGAGUCCCUUCCGCAAGUGCGCCUUUUGUACGUGAGUCCGAAGUCGGAGGGGCCUCACCACCCCACACAGAAGUACAAACCGUCUCCCUCUUUGCCGUUCCCUGCGCCAGGAUCGGACAAGAGCAGCGGCAGCCAAGAGGCCUUCUCUCGUGCUCUUGAUGGCUUCAUAAAGGCGGUGCUCACACACCAGCUUGCGCCGUACUUCCGCUCGGAAGCCCCCCCGGAGGUGCCAGAACCGAAGGGCCGUGUUCGAACGCUUGUCGCAUCUACCUUUGCUUCAGAUGUGCGACAGGAGGCGAACGUUCUCGUAGAGUUCUAUGCUCCGUGGUGUGGCUUCUGCCGCAAGAUGGAGCCCGCGUACAAGGAGCUGGCGGCGCGUGUGGCCGAUGUGCCGGGCCUCAUCAUCGCGCGCAUCGACGCCACUCGGAAUGAGGUAGACGGCGUUGCGAUAAGCGGAUAUCCCACGCUUUACUUGUACAGAACGGGGGAGCAGGAGCCGCUGCUUUAUAUAGGGGAUCGGACUACAGCCGAUAUGCUUCAGUGGCUUCAUUCCAGGGUUCGGGGCAUCCCUUCUUUCGAUCCCCUUGCACUGAUGGCGAAAGACUUGGGAGGCAGCAAUGGCGGCAAAGGGCCUGCCUCGGCUCUAGAGGAGUUGUGA
Cyclospora cayetanensis is the source of this 1782-nucleotide messenger RNA. Its product is annotated as protein disulfide-isomerase A4. Gene Ontology annotation, cellular component: endoplasmic reticulum. Lineage: Eukaryota; Apicomplexa; Conoidasida; Eucoccidiorida; Eimeriidae. Gene Ontology annotation, molecular function: protein disulfide isomerase activity. The record is from RefSeq and is a predicted model, not a curated record. The coding region runs from base 1 to 1782 and encodes 593 amino acids. Gene Ontology annotation, biological process: response to endoplasmic reticulum stress; protein folding. The transcript has 2 exons.